Acipenser ruthenus (sterlet) is the source of this 2019-nucleotide messenger RNA. Its product is annotated as glutathione-specific gamma-glutamylcyclotransferase 1-like. Bases 518 to 1123 code for a protein of 201 amino acids. Gene Ontology annotation, biological process: glutathione catabolic process. Gene Ontology annotation, molecular function: gamma-glutamylcyclotransferase activity; glutathione specific gamma-glutamylcyclotransferase activity. Gene Ontology annotation, cellular component: cytoplasm. NCBI's taxonomy places the organism in Eukaryota, Metazoa, Chordata, Actinopteri, Acipenseriformes, Acipenseridae. The transcript has 3 exons. The record is from RefSeq and is a predicted model, not a curated record.
GUGUGUACGGAAUUGGGGAUUAUAAAUACAUGCAUAGCUCAACUGAACUGUAUCACAGCGUCUGGUGUUACUAGUAACUGGGUGAGAAAUUUAGUUAAAGGUUACGCUCUGGAGUCUGAGAUUGAUAGCUUGUUGUAAUAUUCCAGGUCAAGGAAACAAAAAUAUAUAGACUAUAAGUACGAACUUUAGAAUUUAACAUUUUAUUUUGUAAAACCGAAAACAUGACAGCAUUUUAAAAUUGCAAAUUGGCAAAGAAAAAAUCAAGCUGCACCAAUGAAUACUGCGAAAGCGAAAAGGGUCAAAUAUAUACUUCAAACUUCAAAAAAGAGGCACCUCUUAAUAGUUUUGCAUCGACCUAUAGAGCAAUAACACCUGCAUUAUUGCAUCAGACAAACCCGACUGCAGAACAAAGUCUGAUGUUUAGCAUCUUCUCACCAACAACGUUUAUCUAAAGCUAACACUUCUUAUUUUACUAAGCCAACUGCCGUGUUUAAUUACAAAUACACCAACAAUCGAAAUGAAGCUGAAAGAAAUCGUGACAGAGAAAUCCUCGUUGUGGAUUUUCGGGUACGGUUCUUUGGUUUGGAAACCUGAUUUUAAAUUCAGUAGAAGCAAAAUCGGGUACAUCAAUGGCUACAGCAGAAAGUUCUGGCAUGGGGACACGUUCCACAGAGGCAAUAAAGAAACGCCUGGGCGAGUGGUUACCCUCGUGGAAGAUAGUGAAGCUUGCACAUGGGGAGUUGGCUAUGAGGUCCAUGGUGCCCAGAUAGAAGAGUCCCUCAGGUACCUGAACAUCAGAGAGAGCUCGCUGGGUGGGUACGUCACUGAGCUGGUGGAGUUCUACCCGCGUGGCGAGGAUGAGGCGGUGCUGGCACUGGUUUACAUUGCCACCUCGGACAAUCCCAUCUACCUGGGUCCUGCCAGUUCAGAGGAGAUCGCUGCACAGAUCGCCAUGUCCAGUGGCAAAACCGGGCACAACAUUGAGUACCUUGUACGGCUUGCAGAGUUCAUGCGACUGUACUGCCCAGAGGUAGAGGACGAUCAUUUGUUCUCUAUUGAAACUGCAAUAAUAGCCAUGUUGCCAUACUUGAUAAACAAAAAACGGUCAAUGCCUGUGUUUUAACCUGUUUGUUUCCGGCCUUCCUCCACCACAGAGCAUAAGCUCAUAACCCCCCCCCCUUUUUUUUUUUAACUGUAUUGCAGUGUUUUUCUUCCAUCACAUACUGUAUCUCUUUCCAAGUAAGGUUUACCAGUCUGCUAAGAAAUAAAUAAUAAUAUAGUUAUUGCACACUUCUGCAUGUGCAUAUUGUACUUUAUAUAUGUCUAGAAGCUCAGAUACAAGUAAUAGUGUGUGUGUAUAUGUGUGUGUGUAUAUAUAUACAUAAAUAUCUCAAUGUGUGUGUGUGUAUAUAUAUAUAUAUAUAUAUAUAUAUAUAUAUAUAUAUAUAUAUUAUAAUAUGAGAGAAUGAAAGGGAAGUCUGUUCAAUAGUAUUUGUUUGUUUAGCCACAAAAGAGAGAAACAAUUUGAAUAAAAUUGUUGCAGUGUAUCACAAUUUUAAAUACCAUUUUAGCUGCUAUUGUGCUGUAAGUUAAUUUAUAGACUCAUUUGCUGCUGUGCCAAGUGCAGCAUUUCUGCCUCAUCCUGGGUGGAUCCUGUGUAUGCACUGUAUGAAUCAACACUAUGUUUCAAAAUAUGUUUUCUUCAGUUUUCAGUGGUGCUUUGAUAACUGUAAAUUCCAAUUGGAAAGGAUUAUUUUAAUGCCAAGCUGAUGUAGGUGUAAAUUGAGUUUAAUGGUACCAAUAUAUGCUGGCAAUGAAGCUGUUUUAAUGUUGGUCUGCCUCUCAGUAUAGACUUAUUGUGCUUUUGUAGCGAUGUUCACUAUGACAUUGUAUGUAUGCAAAAGCCUGGUACAAGGUGAUCAUGAUUAAUUAAUACCUUUGUUUUGAAAGGAAGUAUUUAGCUUUUACUUUUACAUUGUAUGUACAACCAUACUCCAAUAAAAGUCAACACACACCCGA